Podarcis muralis (Common wall lizard) is the source of this 1107-nucleotide messenger RNA. RefSeq names its product vomeronasal type-2 receptor 26-like. NCBI's taxonomy places the organism in Eukaryota, Metazoa, Chordata, Lepidosauria, Squamata, Lacertidae. Gene Ontology annotation, biological process: G protein-coupled receptor signaling pathway. The record is from RefSeq and is a predicted model, not a curated record. Gene Ontology annotation, cellular component: plasma membrane. Gene Ontology annotation, molecular function: G protein-coupled receptor activity.
CUUUCUGUCUGUACUGAGAGUUGUCACGCAGGAUCAAGGAAGAAAGUGAAGGAAGGAGAACCAUUCUGCUGCUAUGAUUGCAUCCCAUGCCCAGAGGGAAAGAUUUCAAACCAGGAAGAUAUGAGUGACUGUGAUAAAUGCUCAGACAAAGACUAUCCAAGCAAGAACCAAGAUGCAUGUAUUCCCAAGGAUAUAAGCUUCUUGUCUUAUGAAGAACCUUUGGGCAUCAGUUUAGUCUGCUUUUCGCUUUCAUUUUUUCUGAUCACAGCUCUGGUGCUGGGUACAUUUGUGAAGCACCAUGACACUCCCAUAGUCAUUGCAAACAACAGGAACCUCACCUACACUCUCCUCAUUUCUCUUCUGCUCUGCUUCCUUUGUGCACUGCUCUUCCUGGGCCAGCCAGAGAAGGUGACAUGUCUCCUCCGACAAACCACUUUUGGCAUCAUCUUCUCAGUGGCUGUUUCUUGUGUAUUGGCAAAAACCAUCACUGUGGUCCUGGCUUUCAUGGCCACCAAACCUGGAUCCAGGAUGAGGAGAUGGGUGGGGAAGGAACUGGCCAACACCAUUGUCCUUUGCUGCUCCUUUGUCCAGGCAGGGAUCUGUAUUGUGUGGCUAGCAACCUUUCCCCCAUUUCCAGAUGUUGACAGUUACUCAGUGGCUAAAGAAAUUAUACUAGAAUGCAAUGAGGGGUCUGUGAUGAUGUUUUAUGUUGUUCUGAGCUAUAUGGGCUUCCUGGCAAUUAUUAGUUUCAUUGUCGCUUUCCUGGCCAGGAAAUUACCUGACAGCUUCAAUGAAGCCAAGUUCAUCAGUUUCAGCAUGUUGGUCUUUUGCAGUGUUUGGUUAUCCUUUAUUCCAUCCUACCUGAGCACCAAGGGAAAAUACAUGGUUGCUGUGGAGAUCUUCUCUAUCUUAGCCUCUGGUGCUGGACUGCUGGGUUGCAUCUUUUCCCCAAAAUGUUAUAUUAUUGUGUUCAGGCCUCAGCUGAACAACAGGGAGCAGCUUAUGAGGAAGAAAAACUUCAAAAUUCUCUGUAUCGAAGUAUAUAUUUCUGAUAAGAAAUAUAUAUUCCCUCCUCUGGGCUCAUUUGGGAGGAAGAAUGAGAUAUGA